AAGACCGGACCUGCUCUAUACACCUGGACCUGUGGCACAUGUGGAACCUGCUGCUGCUUCUUUGUGGAAUAUCUCACGCAUUUUCUUUCUAAACAAACAGCUAGUCAAGAAUUACAUGGAUGUUUCAAAACUUCUGGAGAUUUUGGUUCUGACUCUGGCUCUGUUAGACCCGAUUCAGUGCCACAGCAGAAAGAGGAAAGGUCAGAGAGAUGACAACCAGGCUGCCCAGUACAAGACCAAACCCCUCAUCUGCCCGUUGGAGAUCAUGUUCAUAGUUGACGGUUCUGAGAAAGCCAAAUCCCUGCUGUUUGACCAACAGAAGGAGUUUAUUCUGCGAUUUAGCACCAGGCUAACACAGCUCAGCUCAGCUGGUUGGCGUCUACGACUGCGCUUGGCAGCAUUACAGUACAGCAACAAAAUCUCUCUGGAGCACAACUUCAGAGACUGGCAGGAUUUGGACGUCUUCCAGAGUCGGGUGGCCUCCAUGGAUUUCAUCGGUCAUGGCACCUACUCAGCCUAUGCCAUCACCAAUGCAACCAAGCUGUUCAGGGAGGAGACAUCCUCCAGCAGCCUGCGGGUGGCGCUGCUAAUGACGGACGGAGUGGACCACCCACGAAGCCCGAGUGCUGUGGAAGCAGCUGAAGAGGCCAAACUGCACAACAUCAGGGUGUUCACCAUCAGGCUGUCAGGACCACACAGACAGGGCGCCAUGGGGAGCAUGUUGCGAUCCAUUGCCAGUGCACCCCCACAGCAGCAUGUCCUCAGUCUCACCGACACCAAGCUGGAUGAGAGACUCUUCUCUGAACUGAGUACCAUUGUGACGACUGGGUGCCCACAACCAAAGACCUGCAUCUGUGAGAAAGGAGAAACAGGUCACCCAGGGGUUCUGGGAAAACCAGGUGAACCAGGGUCAGUAGGAGUGCCUGGCCCAAAGGGAUCUUCUGGAGAACAUGGUCUCAAUGGACGUCCAGGACCGGAAGGCCUUCGGGGCCAACCUGGAAACAAAGGAGAAAAGGGAGAAAAAGGAGAACGUGGAGCUCCUGGUACAAAAGGAGGAACGGGGCUGGAUGGACCUCCUGGACCUGCAGGCUCCAGUGGAGAUCAGGGAACCAGGGGGAAAGCUGGAGACCUGGGUCCAGAGGGUCCUCCUGGACCUAAGGGUGAGCGUGGACUAAGGGGUGCACCCGGACCUCCAGGAGAAACCGGUGUUGGAUUCCCUGGUCUCAAGGGUGAGAAAGGAAACCAAGGGAGACUAGGUCCACCUGGACUAAUGGGCAUCGGUGAGCCAGGAAUGCCGGGUCCAGCAGGGCCUUCAGGGUUACAGGGGUCUCCUGGAUUUCCUGGUGAGGGAGUACCAGGGCCUAAGGGGGACAGGGGGUACGAGGGUCCCAAGGGCAACCGUGGACCUCCAGGACUUAGGUCCAAAGGUGAAAAGGGAAACAUGGGUCUGCCAGGUCUGCCUGGUUUAGUUGGGUUUCCAGGUGAAGGCAUCCAAGGAGAAAAGGGCGAGCAAGGACCUGUUGGCCCUUCUGGUCCUAGAGGACCUCCAGGACUGGGAACAAUUGGAUCAAAGGGUGACCAAGGUUUCCCCGGAGAGCAUGGUCUACAAGGAGAGAGGGGCACAGGUGAACCAGGACCAAAGGGGGAGGCAGGAUCUGAUGGACCUGCUGGGAUACCUGGUAUUCCUGGAGAAGAUGGAAGUGUUGGGCCGAAGGGCGAGAUGGGUUUGCCCGGCCUGAGAGGUCUGGAGGGACCGCCGGGAAGAGGCACACCGGGAGAAAAGGGAGACAGAGGUGACCGAGGCUCAAGGGGGCUGUCAGGUUCUCCAGGCCCAGUUGGACCUGCUGGAGCAAAGGGAGAGCCUGGCAGCUUGGGAAUGAUGGGCCUACCUGGACCUGCUGGGCGGGGGUAUCCGGGACCAAAGGGAGAGACUGGGCUUGUGGGACCACCUGGACCAGUUGGAGAGCCUGGAGUGGAAAUCAUUGGGCCUAAGGGAAAUAAAGGAAGUUCUGGUCCAACCGGGCCACCAGGAACUAAAGGAGACAGCUUUCCAGGACCCCCGGGGCCACCUGGUCUACCUGGAGUGCAAGGAGAACCUGGACGUGAAGGGAAAGGACUACCUGGGACCAACGGUGACAGAGGUUUACCUGGAGUCCCAGGACUUUCAGGUCCUCCUGGAAUUGGACUCUAUGGACCAAAGGGUUCUACUGGUCAACCUGGCCCAUCUGGCCUGCCAGGGACUCCAGGAGAUGGUAUUCCAGGACCAAAGGGAGAGCCUGGAUAUCAGGGUCCAGUGGGCCCCAGAGGUGCACCAGGGGAUGGUCUUCCAGGGCAGAAGGGAGACCGAGGAAAUCCUGGAGACAGAGGAAAGAAAGGAGACAUGGGGGACUAUGGAGCGCCUGGCUUACCUGGACCAAUGGGAAGACCUGGAGAAAAGGGAGAACCAGGACUGACGAAAGAAGAGGUCAUUCAAAUAAUAAAGGAAAACUGUGGCUUGGAGAACGAUGCGCUGAAGCAGACCUGCGAUCAAGAGGACUCUCUUUCCUUUUUACCCAACUCCGUAAUUCCAUCCGUGGAAACUCAUCCUGGUUCUCCAGAAGACCAGCCGUCUAGACAAGUCCCAAAUGUGGAAAGCAAACAGGUGAAAACCACACCAGUCCAACUUCCGCAGCCGCCUGUGACUCCUCCUCCCUUCACCUCAUCUCCACCGCUGUCCUCGUUCUCAGACGAGGGAUGCAGCCAGCCUCUGGACCCCGGCCCGUGUCGAGAGUACGUCAUCAGGUGGUACUAUGACCCACAGGCCAACGCCUGUGCCCAGUUUUGGUACGGAGGCUGCCACGGCAACACAAACAACUUUGAGACUGAAUUCAGCUGCUGGAGCAGUUGCGUCUAUACGUAGCACACCAUUGCAUGUUGCGCCAGCGUUUGCUGUCUUUUUGCUUUAGAGCCAUUAAAUUCAACUCUGGCUCAAGGAGGCUCGUGGUGCUGGAUUCAAUAAAACAGGAAGUGACUUUAUGGAGAUUCAGUCCAAAUUCGAUCCAAGUCACUCCGCUUUAGUGGGAUUUCAUUGUUCCACCUACAGAUCUUGUUUCACAUUAACUUAAUUAAAAAUAUCAGACUUCGGGGGGGGGGAUUACUGACAGCUUUCAAUAUGGGAAAAAGGAGAAAACCAAAUCUGUGAAAAAUGUGUUAAUCUUAACAGGGCUUCAAUUCAAAGUGACGUCACAAUUAGAGACUUUUUGCAUGAGGUUCAUAAAUAAUGAAAGGCAGAAAGCCAGUGGACAGUUUUAUUUACCUUUGGAGUGUCCAUAGAGGCAGUAGAGACCCACUUAACAGCAAAAAAGAAUGCAAAAUACACGUUUUGCUUAAUAUUUAGGUUCAGCAACAAAACUUGGCUAAGUUUCUGUUGUCUGUAUAUUUAUCUGUCUGUCUCCAGUACUUGAAGACAAUCAUCCUGCUCCAGCACACCUGACUCAAAUGGUUUCAUCACCAUGUUGACUUCUGAAGAAGCCUUUUAAUUACUCCUUCGUUUAAUUCAUGUGUGUUGGAGCAGGAACUAGCUGGAUUUGCUGGAUGGUGGCCCCAGAGGACUAGAGAGAGUGGCCCCUGCAUAAUAAUAAUAAUAAUCAGCAAACCCCCUACAUAAAUCUGCAUCAGUUAAAAACAAAUCUGCACCAAGCGUCCACUAGCUAUGCUCAAACAGCUGACUGCACUCACUGCCCCAAAGGUUUAGGAUUUAUUUAGCAAUUCAUUUUAGAUUAAUGAUAUUUCAGGAUGUCUUCUUGUGUAAAUCUUUAUUUAGGACCCUGUAGAUGAGUAGAAGACAAAACUGUUAGUGAUGUACUUGUUUUCCUGCAUCUGUCAGCAUCCAUUGUUAUGAAUGUUGUAUAAAGAAGGCGAACAAUUUUGGUGUAAAAUAAAUUUUUAUUGUUUAACACUGUACGUACCUGAAGGAAUAACAUAGAAAUGAACAGAACAACAACUUUUAAAUAAAUAAACCAUUUUGUUAAA
Molecule: messenger RNA, 4011 nt
Organism: Nothobranchius furzeri (turquoise killifish)
Lineage: Eukaryota; Metazoa; Chordata; Actinopteri; Cyprinodontiformes; Nothobranchiidae
Gene: col28a1a
Product: collagen, type XXVIII, alpha 1a
Molecular function (GO): serine-type endopeptidase inhibitor activity
Source: RefSeq, a predicted model, not a curated record